AUGCAAAGUAAAGAUAAAGCUGUGCCGCAUUUCAGCGAUGAAGAAUGGCGGGCCGAUUUAGGUUUUCUUACCGACAUCACAUCACAACUCAAUGACUUGAAUCAAAAAUUACAAGGAAAAAAUAAUUUAGUUCACGAAUUACUUGAUUUUUUAAAAGCGUUUGAAUUAAAACUCGAACUAUGGAUCAGCCAGUUCCAAAGAAAAAUUACGACGCAUUUUCCUCAUCUGUCAUUAUUCCAUAUUUCGAAUAUGGACAAAUAUAUUUCUGCACUUCAGGAUCUGAAAACACAAUUCCAUUCGCGAUUCCCUGAUUUUCGGAGAGACGAAAAGUACCUGAAUUUAUUUGCUCGUCCAUUCAGUGUUUCGGUUGAAGAAGUUCCGGAAGAAUUUCAGAUGGAAUUGAUAGAACUACAGUGCAAUUCAACCUUAAAAAACAAAAUUGAUGUUGAUUUGCUUGAUUUCUAUUCGAAAUACGUCUCCAUUAGAGAUUUCCCCAAAAUCAGAGAUCAUGCACUUAAAACUAUAUCACUUUUUGGAUCCACAUAUACAUGUGAGCAGUUAUUUUCACGCAUGAAAAACGUGAAAUCUAAAAUGUGGACCAGAAUCACCGAUGUUCACCUUGAGAAUAGUUUGAGGAUUGCAACCAGCAAUAUUAAACCAGAUAUUGAUAAACUGGUUAAAAAUAAACAGUGUCAGAUAUCUCAUUAA
Achroia grisella is the source of this 708-nucleotide messenger RNA. RefSeq names its product general transcription factor II-I repeat domain-containing protein 2B-like. Lineage: Eukaryota; Metazoa; Arthropoda; Insecta; Lepidoptera; Pyralidae. The transcript has a single exon. Bases 1 to 708 code for a protein of 235 amino acids. The record is from RefSeq and is a predicted model, not a curated record.